AUGAAAUUGAGCGGCGAGGCCCAGCACGGUGAAGGGAGUAAGAUCCAGAUACCUAAAACAGUUCCUCUCAGUGAAUUACCUAUCGUCUUCGGAGAUUCCAAGAUCAAGCAUCUCUUGGAACAGUUCUCGAUGAUAAAGAUGAAUGAAUCCUGGGGAACAACAGGAUGCGCUACUGUGUUUGUGGAAGUCCAAGAAGGAGUCACUGUUCUUGACAAGAUUACUAACGAGAUUGAUAACCUUAAUACCGACUAUGACUCCAGUGUUCCGGUGAUUUUCAUGAGCUCAUUGACUGCAGAUCCUCACACGAAAAAGAUUUUGGAGGAUGACAGCUCAAAUGUUGACUUUCACUCUGUCUGUCAGAUCAAGUAUCCCUCUAUUCUUGCGGAUGAAUUUGUGCCAUUUCAUAGCAAGGAUGGUUGGUAUUCUCCUGGUGAUGCGUUCACACCCCUAACAUAUCCUUGA
Messenger RNA from Camelina sativa (false flax), 462 nucleotides. The record is from RefSeq and is a predicted model, not a curated record. Lineage: Eukaryota; Viridiplantae; Streptophyta; Magnoliopsida; Brassicales; Brassicaceae.